Molecule: messenger RNA, 2354 nt
Organism: Mobula hypostoma (lesser devil ray)
Lineage: Eukaryota; Metazoa; Chordata; Chondrichthyes; Myliobatiformes; Myliobatidae
Product: dapper homolog 2
Exons: 4
Coding region: 169-2112 (647 amino acids)
Biological process (GO): negative regulation of nodal signaling pathway
Cellular component (GO): cytoplasm
Source: RefSeq, a predicted model, not a curated record
CCAAUGGGCGGCGGGCAGCCUGUUACAUUGUUUCCAUUUCUCAGUGAUACUGACUCGCUACAAUCGCGGCGCUUCCCCGGGGGAUAGUGCCGAGAGCCGGCGUGCGGGGUGGCUGCGAGACCCUGUUCCCCCGGGAGGGGGGACGGUGCGGAGGAUCGGCAGCUCCUCAUGGCCAGGAAGGCCGGCGCAAGCGGCCCCAAGCCCGGGCUGGACAGGAACCGGAUCGGGGAGAGGCUGGAGGCCAGCGUGGCGGGCCUGCUGGAGCUGAGGCUGCUGCGGGAGAGGCAGGAGGAGACGGUACGGAGGGUGCUGCAGGAGGAGCGGCUGGAAGGCGGCGGCGAUCGCAAGCAGAUCCCGGGGGAUCUGCAGCCUCCGGGAGGGGCCGGCGCCCGGCAGCCUCCGCAGCCGGCCACCGGCGAGUUGGAGCGGGCUCCCGCGCGAGACGUUAAGCUGGAGCUGGCGGGCAGCCGGGAGCACUGCGCGGAUGGGCUGGCGGGGCCAGGCAGCCCGACUCCCCUGCCCGAGGAACUGGGCGGGGAGCAGUGGAGAGGAGACGCCGGCGGCCUCUCAGCGGAACCGGGGACCUCGGCCAGCCCCGCCCCGGAGCAUCAGGAGCCGGCGGGGCGGCACGACUCUGUGACCCAGCUGGUGGAGAGGGGCCCGGACAGUGGCGACACGGACUCCAGGCCCAGCUCGGGUUUCUACGACGUGACCGACAGCGCCUCAUGCUCGCUUUCCACCUCCUGCACCUCGGUGUACAGCGAGGGCCCCUCCAGCUCGCUGUGGAGCGUCCAGUCGGGCCCGCAGGUCAGCUGGCCCUGCGGCGGCCGCAGCCGGCCUCGCUCCACCGACGACGGGGCCGUGCGGCCGGAGCCCAGCACGCGGCGGGCCCUCGAGGGCGAGGGCUGCGUCUGGGGCAGGGUCGUCAGGAGGGGAAGGACCUCCCAGCGGCCCGUCUCGGCAGGCGAGCUAACCUUCCUGCCCCGAUACUGCAGCUCCGGCAGACUCUCCUCCAGCUGCCCGGCCGCCUCCUCCUCCACCUCCAUCUCCCUCGCCUCCUCCAUCUCUCCCUCCUCCCCAGGCUGCGGCGCGCGGCCCGACCCAAAGUUCCGCUGCGACCUGGUGUCCAGGCACGGCAGCGAGGUCUACCACUACCCGAGCCCGCUGCACGCAGUGGCCCUCCAGAGCCCGCUCUUCACCGCCUCGUCCGGCCGCCCCAGGGAGCUGGAGGGGGAGGGGGAGGGGGAGGGCAGAGGGGAAGGGGAGGCCGGGACGGGGUUGGGGGCUGGGACCAAGCCCGUCCCGCCGGCCAGCAGGGAGAGGCUGGACAGGUACAUCUGCGGCCUGGUGCUCCGCUCCCGCUGCGGGGCCGGCUCCGAGCAGCCGGGCCCCAGGCGGCCUCCGCUGGCCUCGUACCCCAAGAGCCUGUCGCUGUCGUCGGUCUGGGGCCAGGGCCCGGCCGGGGCCUGGAAAGGGGCCAGGAGGCGGAUCUCCACCAGCUGCCAGGCCCCGGAGCGGCCGCCGUCGCAGGACCGGCGCUCCCCGGUCACUCCCGAGCCCGCCGGCUUCGCGGCCCCUGAGGGCCCGCUCUACCGCGGCAAGCACCUCCACCACGAGCUGGUGAGGUGCCCGGCCGCGGGCGAACGGGACGUCCCGGAGCACGGGGGCCGCCGCGUGGACCUCUUCAGGCGGCUGGGCUCCAGGAGGAGGUCGCCCUCCCGUUCCAGCUCAGAGAUGAAUCUGAGCUCGGCGCUGCCGCGGGCUCCCGAGGCCUCGCUGGGGCUCGAGUGCCGGCCCGGGCCGGCCAGGAGGAAGCAGAAGUGGACAUCGGUGCUGGAGAUCCCAGCCCCGGGCAGGGCGAAGAGGGCCGGCUUCCUGGGCCAGGCCCAGGCCUUCCUGAGCCGCCGCCAGAGGUCCUCGCCCUGCGAUUCCCUCCCUUCCUCGCUGGGGGAGGAGGGAGCUGGCUGGUUGCGGGGGGCUGAGACCCUGCCCCGGACCAGCCCGGUCUCCGAGACCCGGUUCCACCGCUCCAGAUCCUUCAAGGAGCUCAGGAAGAAGGUGCAGUUGUCCAUCAGGCCUUGGUCACUCAAGGCCAACAGUACUCCCAAAUGAGGGGCAUCUCCCUCACUCACUGGGGCCAUUCCCCCUGCCUCAUCUUUUCCUUUCCCAACCCCUCAUCUGUAGAGGGGUUCGCCUCUCCCCCUGCCCCUCAUCCAUAGAGGUGGCCAAUCCACCCUCCUCCUCUUCUAGAAGACAUGAUCAGAAGUAGGCCAUUCGGCCCAUUCAGUCUGCUAUCAUGGCUGGUUUAAUAUCCCUCUCAACCCCAUUCUCUUCCCUCCCCCCCCUUCGUUUUU